Molecule: messenger RNA, 5584 nt
Organism: Scophthalmus maximus (turbot)
Lineage: Eukaryota; Metazoa; Chordata; Actinopteri; Pleuronectiformes; Scophthalmidae
Gene: fbxw7
Product: F-box and WD repeat domain containing 7
Exons: 16
Coding region: 797-3211 (804 amino acids)
Biological process (GO): proteasome-mediated ubiquitin-dependent protein catabolic process; ubiquitin recycling
Cellular component (GO): cytoplasm; nucleus
Molecular function (GO): ubiquitin binding
Source: RefSeq, a predicted model, not a curated record
CACGCCGCGACACUAGUCGGUGGAGAGUCAGGAGACGAGCGAAGCUGGCGGGUGUCGAGGAGGCUGAGGACGGCAACAAAUUCGGUCUCCGUGGAUGUUUUCCAUAUUCUAAUGGUCGGAGCCCAGCACACAUCGCCCGGUAGAGGAACAGAGUCAAGGGGUGGACGGACACGGGCGUCAGUUUGACAGAGCGACUCGCGUCGGCUCACUUUAUGUUUUAAGCUACUAGCCACUUAGCAUUACCCGGACUGGGCUUGCAGAGGCUAGUUAGCCGAUGCUGCUAACGCGGUAGCUCCUGGUAGCUGGGCGCAACCCGGUGCGAACACUCGCUGCUGCUGCUGGGAAACCAAGGGACGAGGCUGGAGCGUACCACAUCUCGCCGGAGCCGUCGGCGCUAGCACCAUCCAGCUCACCAACACGUCUAAGGCUCGGAUACACGACCCCAGAAGAGCCGCCGGGGGGAGGCCCACCUCCGUGUCCAGCUUCACGCUUUUCAAGAAUCCCACCUUCCACCUUUCACUGCCCCUGGCUCAGUCGGUGGCUCAGCAGCACUUCAAAGGGGAAGGUCUGCGGCACUGCAGAUAACACGCUGCACCCUCGAGCCCUGGCAAGCUUUUCCAGAGCCCCCCGCGCAGUCCCUUGGGUGACAGAAAGAAGCAACCCAUAGAGUCGGACCUGGAGAGGAGAAGACCAAUUGUGGCUUGAACAAAGGAAGACAGCGAGAACUAAUGCCAAGCCCUUCCCCUCCUCAGACAGCCUAGCGAAGGUCCAGGAGGUAGCAAGCUGGCUUUUGGAAAUGAACCAGGAUCUGCUGUCGGGGGGCAGCAGCAGCAGGCGGAGUCGGGGGCCGGGGGGUCCGGCAGUGCGAGGUAACGCCUCCUCCACAGCCCGGGCACCCCAGCAGGCAGCAGAGGAGGGAGACGAGGAUGAGCACAUGAACCGGGUAGUAGAGGAUGAAGAGCAGCUGCAGCAGAGGCCUGAGGCAUCAGAGGUUGACGGUGUGAGGGAACAACCAUGGGCGCCCAGCGAUUCAGGAGCCAGCAACGGGCCUCGCGGAGACGAGGAAGGGGAAGAGGGUGAAGAUGGCCCGCCAAACGAAGUGAAUGGUAGGGAGAAAGGAGCUCAAUGGAUGUGGGAGUCGGAGCAGAGGCGGCUGAGAGGUCAGCCGCUGGGCGAAGAGGACGAGGAGGAGGAGGAAGAGGAGGAGAACAACAACAGCAACAGCCACCAAGAGGAGGAGGAGGAGGCGGCGGCGGAGGAGAGGACAGAGGGAGGGGAGCCACAGGGAGGGGAGGAAGAGGAGAGGGAAGAGGGCGAGGAGGAAGAGGAGGAUGAGGACGAGGAAGAGAUGGACCAAGACAGCGAUGACUUUGAACAUUCGGCGGAGAGUGGGAGAGAGGAGGAAGAGGAGGAGGAAGGAGAAGGGGAGGAAGGGCUGCGGUCUCCCUCUCUCAGGAACAAUGUGUCUGCUCCCAAUAACAACCUGGACUCUGGUUGUACACACCAAAGCUCUUCCAACAAGAAGCCAUUUUCAAUGAGACUAGAGACUAUCCCAGCUCACACCCGGAGACAGGAUGCUGCACCCUGGAUGAAAAGAAAGUUGGACCAUGGCCCCGAGGUCCGAUCUUUCCCUUCAGGAAAAAAGCCCUGCAAAGGUCCAGAGUAUCCGAGCCCGACAGGAAUUGUUCCAUGUCCAGCCACACCCACAACGUUUGGCCACAUCAGAACAGCCAAUGGUCAGGGGCAACAAAGACGGCGCAUCACCUCAAUCCAGCCACCGACGGGUCUCCAGGAAUGGCUCCGAACAUUUCAGAGCUGGACUGGCCCAGAGAAGCUGCUGGCGCUGGAUGAGUUGAUUGACAGCUGCGAGCCCACACAAGUCAAGCAUAUGAUGCAGGUGAUCGAGCCGCAGUUUCAGCGAGACUUUAUCUCCCUGCUGCCCAAAGAGCUGGCUUUGUACGUCCUGUCAUUCCUGGAACCGAAGGACCUCCUCCAAGCGGCCCAGACGUGUCGCUACUGGCGCAUCCUGGCAGAGGACAACCUGCUGUGGAGGGAGAAGUGCAGGGAAGAAGGCAUCGAUGAGCCUCUGCCCCUCAAGAAGAGGAAAAUCGUCAAGCCUGGCUUCACCCACAGCCCCUGGAAGAGUGCCUACAUCAGGCAGCACAGAAUAGACACUAACUGGAGGAGAGGCGACCUCAAAUCACCCAAGGUGCUGAAAGGUCACGACGACCACGUGAUCACCUGCCUCCAGUUCUGUGGCAACCGCAUCGUCAGCGGCUCCGACGACAACACGCUGAAAGUCUGGUCGGCCAUCACAGGAAAGUGUCUGCGGACGUUGGUGGGCCACACAGGGGGCGUGUGGUCAUCCCAGAUGCGAGACAACAUCAUUAUCAGCGGCUCCACUGAUCGCACACUCAAGGUCUGGAACGCAGAGACAGGAGAAUGUAUCCACACCCUCUAUGGGCAUACCUCAACAGUGCGCUGCAUGCACCUACAUGAGAAAAGGGUGGUCAGUGGUUCCCGCGACGCCACGCUCCGCGUCUGGGACAUCGAGACGGGUCAGUGUUUACACGUCCUCAUGGGCCACGUGGCGGCGGUGCGCUGCGUCCAGUACGAUGGCCGGCGGGUGGUCAGCGGUGCCUACGACUUCAUGGUGAAAGUGUGGGACCCGGAGACGGAGACCUGCCUCCACACCCUGCAGGGCCACACCAACAGAGUGUACUCAUUACAGUUUGACGGGAUCCACGUGGUGAGUGGCUCGUUGGACACGUCUAUAAGGGUCUGGGACGUGGAGACGGGCAACUGCAUCCACACGCUCACGGGACAUCAGUCCCUCACCAGCGGCAUGGAGCUCAAAGACAACAUCCUGGUCUCAGGCAACGCAGACUCCACGGUCAAGAUCUGGGACAUCAAGACGGGCCAGUGCCUACAAACACUUCAAGGUCCACACAAACACCAGAGCGCCGUGACGUGUCUCCAGUUCAACAAGAACUUUGUCAUCACCAGCUCGGACGACGGCACCGUGAAGCUGUGGGACCUGAAGACGGGCGAGUUCAUCCGAAACCUGGUGACACUGGAGAGCGGCGGCAGCGGCGGCGUGGUGUGGCGCAUCCGCGCCUCCAACACCAAGCUGGUGUGCGCGGUCGGCAGCCGCAACGGCACCGAGGAGACCAAGCUGCUUGUGCUGGACUUUGACGUGGACAUGAAGUGAGAAGGGACGUGGUGGGAGGGGGAAGGAUGAAGAGAGCGCACCGCGGAGAGGAAGGAGUAGAGGCCGAGUGGGAGAUGAGGCCCCUCGAACCAGGUGGGCCGACGCAGAGAACUCUUCAACCCAAACUUGCAAAAUCUACAACCACCACAACCGCCACCAGUGGGCUGUCCUGUCCUCUACCAUCAUCGCCCCCCGUCCCCCAAUUGGGUAAACGUUACUGACAAAGCCACAGACCCUCACGUGUUCAUCCCCUGCUUUUCACCCCCACCACCACCAACACCAGUACGAGGUGGAGUCGAAGGGGAUUGGGCAGGAAACGGGGCAGGCGAGGUGGGGGCUUGAACGGUCUGUCCCCUGGGAGUAAGAAGAGAAGAAGAGAGGAACGACUGAUGACGACUGAACUCCUCUGAAGCGACCCUCCACCCUUUUCGGUUCGGGGUCCGCUUAGCACAGAGUCUUGGUUUCGCUUCGAGCCUGACAGAUUUUGACAUGUACAGAGAUAUAUUAUUUUUUAAAGCCCCCACCUGCACAUACACCACCCACACACACCCCUCAUCAGUAUGCACCCUCAAACACACACACACACACACACUCAAACCGGAAAGUGGAAAACAUUGACCGUAGGGACAGUUUGAGGAAGGUGGGUGAGAUGUUCUGAAGGUGAAUUUCCACAGUUACACGUAAAGAGCUGCUUGAUGUAAACGAGAGGAAUCCGAGGGGUUCGUUGUUUCUCGUCACUCCGUUUCCGUUCGCGUUGUUCUCCACUCGGUUUCUGUUCUUUGGUUUCUUUACAAUAUCGCACACAAACACAACUGUGAAUUUCACCACCUUUUUGGUUUAUCAUAUGAAAGGGGUUCCCCGUAUUGUUGUUGUUGUUUUUUUUUCUUCUUCUUCUUCUUCUUCUUCUUCUUCUUCCUUGCCGUUGCCAACAGCAACAAAUCCCAGUAUUAGAAACCUGCUUGGUUUAGGUUUGCUGUCAUUAUGUCACAAGGUUUUUUUUUUGUUUGUUUGGGUUGUUUGUUCUACUCUUCUGUUUUCCACAUACCUUGGUUCGGAGCUCCGUCUCCACAUCAACAUCAGUGCUGUCCAGAAUGUUUCAGUCUAGCCAGGGCGGUUUCCUCAGAGCAGCGCUGCGGCGAGAAGUAGAGGUUCUCUGCUCAGAGCGCUGUGGAUGAACGCCCCUGAACACCCCCUCCCUCCCUCCCUCCCUCCGCCCUCAGCCCCUCCCCCUCUACUGUUCUCCCCCAGUGGCCAAACUGUAUUUAUGCUGCUAGAUGAAUGGAAAGAAAAUAACACAAGAGAUGGAACUCUUACUUGCUGUGACGUUUUAGUCCCAGGCGAAAUUUCCAAAUGGAACUCUGUAUGUUUGGACUUCAACAAAAAAGAUGACAAAAGAUGAACAUCCAACAUUUUUGUUUUUGUUUGUUUUUUUGCCACUGAAACUUGAGCCAAACGUGCCUCUACGAGGCGGAGAGGAGGGAGCGCGUCCCACAGACACUGACGGGAUCGCCUGCAGAGCGGAAACAAGCGGAUGUACACUGUUGGCGUGUGUGUGUUUGUGUGUGUGCGCGCGUGUGCGUGCGUGCGUGCAUGAGUGCGUGUGUUAAGCGUGUUAAUGGGCAACUUGUAAACACAUUCCUUGGGACAAAGCUCUUUCAGCCUGUUCUUUGGGGAAAUGUACAAAUGCUGUGUGGACUGGCAAAGAAAAAAAAAAGAAAUAGCAGAUGUAUCAACUUUACCACAUGAAUGAAAGAACUUGUCCGUAUCCAUGUGUGAUCGUCGUUUCAUUCGAAGAUGUCUGAAGCAACAGAGGAGACCGUCACGAGCAUCAGCUGACAGGCCCGAGCCGCCAGGAGUCGCAGUGUUUUCGUGCGUCGCAGUUCAACUCGCCGCGGUUUCGUCGGUGAGAAACAUUAGAACACAGAAGGCAAGAAAACGUGAACUGAAGCAUCGUAGCCAAAACGAAAAAUCGUCUCAAAAAUCUCCCAAGAGUCACAACUCAAGCUGAACUGUGAAAGUGGUAUAACACUGUAUAUUAAAAAAGAAAAAAAAAAGAAAACAAUCUUGCUCUAUCUCCUCUUGUUGUUUUCUCCCUCUGUUUUAAUUUAUGAUCUGGUUUGAGAAAUCAGAUUUUGUUGCAGGUGUUUUAUUUUUUCAGUUCAUGUAAACUGCCUGGCAAAAACGAAAACAGACAGAAAAAACCUUAAAGGGAUUGUGUAUUUGUUUGAUUCACUUAGAAUUUUAUUUUCUUAUAACUUAAGUGCAAUAAAAUGUGGGUUUUUUCUUUUUUCAUUUCAAGCAUAUCAGUUGUCUGUUUUUGUUACCUGUGUGAAGGCAUCUUAUAUGUUCAAUAAAGCAAAACUAUUUGAUUAA